GUACACUGUACAUUCGCAGGCGCAGUCAGUUGCUGAGGGAACAUGCCAAAAAUGAGAAAGAUGGCACAUCCAGAAAAGAAUAUCUUCGUUUGCGAGCCCAGCUUCUUAAUGCACGCUAUGGAAGUCCAGCAUUUUCUGAUCAAGGGAGCAUCAAGAGCAGAUCGUUUAGUUUAAGAAGUAUUGGAAGAAACACUGAAAGCCUGGAGUCGAUGUUGGUUGGAGCCAACGACAGCAGGAAAUUCUACCACCACCGACGGCACAUGAGCGCCAGCUCCCUCAAGUAUCUUUACGAGGGUCCCAUGAAGUACGUCUAUGACAGCAUCGAGGUGGUGCCCACAAGUGUGGCAGAGGCUAGCAGAGCCAUGGCUGGAGGGAAAAGCUUAUCAGAGAACUAUGCAUUCACAGGCAUGCAUCACAUCUUUGAUCAGCACUCUGCCGAAGUGACACGUGUGAAGUUUGCAAAUGACGACAAGUCUAGAGUGGCCUGCUCUUCCCUGGAUGGCACUCUGUCCAUUUGUCAGGUGAUCCCUCCUCCCGCCACUGUCAUCUGUAUGUUGAGAGGUCACAGUGCGGGGGUCACAGAUUUUGUAUGGUCUCUCUCCAACGAUGUCAUACUCUCUGUGUCACUGGAUGGUACCGCUCGUCUAUGGGAUGUUGCUGCAGGAACCUGCAUGAGGGUGAUCAUAGACAGCUUGGGUUCGGAGCUGCUGUGUUGUGUCUUUCAGCCACUCAACAAUAACAUGUUUGUUACUGGCAGCAGUCGCAGUCAGGUGCAGGUGAUGAACAUGUCUACGGGCAAGGGCUACAAGGGAGGCAGCAGUAAAGUGACUGGACGAGUCAAUGCCCUGACCUUUGACAGCAGUGGACGCAUCUUGUGGGCUGGAGAUGAGAGAGGUUCAGUCUAUUCCUUUACAGUUGAUGUAGCUACAGGCAAACUCACCAAAACCAGAAGGAUGACAGUGUCAGAAGGUCACCCCAUCACUAGCCUGUCAGCUCGAGCCUGGAUCAGCAGAGAGGCCAGGGAUCCAUGCCUGCUGGUCAAUUGUUGCAUUAACUCUCUGUGUUUGUUCAGAAUUGUGUCAGAAGAUGGAGCUCUUCAGUUGAAGAAAUCAUUUCCUAUCAAACAACGGACAUCAUUAAUUAAAAGCACAUUCUGUCCAUUAAUGUCAUUCCGACAAGGAGCGUGUGUCAUUUCAGGCAGUGAGGAUAUGUGUGUCUAUUUCUUUGAUGUUACCAAAGAAACCAAGUCGUGUGUCAACAAGUUGUUGGGACACUCAGCUCCUGUCAUCGACGUCUGCUUCAACUGUGAUGAAAGUUUACUGGCAUCCUGUGACGCCAAUGGAAUGGUGAUUAUCUGGAAGAGAGAAGGAAAGCAAGGAACCUUGUAG
Candidula unifasciata is the source of this 1388-nucleotide messenger RNA. NCBI's taxonomy places the organism in Eukaryota, Metazoa, Mollusca, Gastropoda, Stylommatophora, Geomitridae. The record is from the annotation of a GenBank genome assembly.